CCCGUGGAACCCAGCUGGACGAACCAAACAUGGGCUCCAAGGUGCACGCGUGUUCGGUCCUGCUGCUCCUGCUCGUGAGCUUCCAUCACUCCGCGCCCUGGCUGCUCGAUGUCAUCUUCCCUCGUGACGCCAAGAGUCAAGUCUCGACCAACAGCAGCACUCCUCCGCUCAUCAUCGUUCCAGGGAACUUGGGGAACCGUCUGGAAGCAAAGCUGGACAAACCCAAACUGGUCCACUGGAUGUGCUACAAGAAGACCUCGCACUGGUUCCCCCUGUGGAUCGACUUCAACAUGCUGAUGCCCAUCGGGCUGGACUGCUGGAUCGACAACAUCAGACUGGUCUACAACCGCACGACUCGGCGCUCCUCCAACUCACCCGGUGUGGAGGUGCGGGUCCCUGGGUUUGGACAGACGUACCCCAUUGAGUUUCUGGACUUUAACAAUCUGGCAGGUUAUUUUCACACAAUGGUGCAGCACCUGGUCAACAUCGGAUACGUCCGGAACGCCACGAUUCGAGGAGCGCCGUACGACUGGAGGUACACGCCCAAUGAGAACCAGGAAUAUCUAGCGAAGCUCCGGGGUUUGGUGGAGGAGAUGUACGACCAGUACCAGGAGCCAGUUUACCUGAUGGGCCACAGCAUGGGCUGCCACUACGUCCUCUACUUCCUCAAUCACCAAACCAAGUCCUGGAAGGAGAAGUACAUCCGGGGCUUUAUCUCUCUGGGGGCGCCAUGGGGUGGCGCUGUGAAGCCCCUGCGCGUCAUGGCUUCAGGUGAAAACGACGGCAUCCCCAUGAUCUCCAACAUCAAGAUCCGCGAGGAGCAGAGGAUGACCACCACCAACCCCUGGAUGCUGCCCUCUGAGGAGGCCUGGCCCAAAGACCACGCCUUCAUCUCCACACCCAGCUUCAACUACACCAACCAGGACUACAAACGCUUCUUCACUGACAUCAACUUUGAGGAUGGAUGGCACAUGUGGGAGGACACCAAGAACCUCACCAGUUACCUUCCCCCUCCCGGAGUUGAGACGUGGUGCAUGUACGGCGUGGGACUACCAACCCCGGUGACCUACAUUUACGAUGAGAACUUUCCCAACUCCGACCCGACAGGCUACGUUUAUGCCGACGGGGACGACACGGUGGACAGCCUGAGCAUGAGUCUGUGCAAACGCUGGGUGAACAAGCAGACCCCGCCCGUCCACGUGACUGAGUUCAAGGGCUUGACCCACCUAGACAUUGUGUUCCACGAGCAGGUGCUAGACCUGGUCCAGGCCAUUCUGGAAGGCCGGAGCAACACCUCCGAGGUGGUGGAGGUCAGAUCGCAGCAGUGAGGUGUCUGAGGCGGCUGCCGUGUUUAUGUGCAGGCGCAGCAGGUAACCCUGACCCCUCACACUGGGAAAACAAGACCCCCUCAUCUAGACUAAAGGUUGCUGGCAAGCAAGAGUCUGCUGGCUGUCACUUUGGACUUUAUUUUAUUUGAUGGUAUUUAUAAUCUCAAACAUGGUGUUUUGAACCACUGUGAUUUCUUUCAAAACCACUGAAUCAAAAACGGAAGUGUAAACAAGAAGUGUGAAUAAAAUGUUAACCGCGAGCCGGUGCUUG
Synchiropus splendidus (mandarinfish) is the source of this 1599-nucleotide messenger RNA. It is a transcript of the gene lcat, whose product is annotated as lecithin-cholesterol acyltransferase. The transcript is spliced from 7 exons. Gene Ontology annotation, molecular function: phosphatidylcholine-sterol O-acyltransferase activity. Bases 30 to 1328 code for a protein of 432 amino acids. Gene Ontology annotation, biological process: lipid metabolic process. Lineage: Eukaryota; Metazoa; Chordata; Actinopteri; Syngnathiformes; Callionymidae. The record is from RefSeq and is a predicted model, not a curated record.